CUAUAAUGCACGGAUUCUCCAAAAAAUAGCACAUUACAAUAUCGGAUACUCACAGGGGGCGGGGGCGGGUGCGAUUCGCAUGGGAUUCGCACGGGAUUCGCCACGUGGCGAAUCCCCCCAUUAAAGUUAAAAAAAAAUUCGGAUACGCGAAUCCCGUGCGUCAAAUUCGCGAAUCUGGUGUGAAUAGGGUGCACUGGGGGUUAAUUUGAAAAACUUCAAUUUUUGGGGGCUAUUUUGCAAUUUUUCAUUUUUUUCAAAUUCUCAAUUCUUUGCCCUACUCUCUCACGCUCUCUCAGAAUUCUCACUCUCGCACUCUCAGUCUCUCGCUCUCUCACCCAUCUCCGGCGACCGCCACCGCCAUCGUCUCCUCCGGCGACCGCCACCAGCCGCUGCCCAACACCACUGCCACGCCUCUCAUCCCUCUCUCUAUCGGCAGACGGCUCGGCAGAUAGAAGCGCCGCCCCGCGACGAUAGCAGCGGCGCCCGGUCGUCUCCGGCAGAGCGAUCAGCACCCCCCCUCACCUCACCACUCCCUCGGACCCUCGCUCUCUUGGUUUGUCAGCCGGGUAGCAUCGGCAAGAAGCAGGUGCUGCCAGCCAAUUCGUCCACAACUUCGUUACUUCUCUCAGGUAUUGUCUGCUCUUCAUUUGUGAAAUGGAUUCUUCAAGCUCUGUUCAUGCUGAUGGUGAUACAAAUGAAAAUGAUAAUGAGAAGGAGAGUUCUAGCUGUUGGCCUUUGUGGAAAUAUGUAGAGAAGCAAUCGAAAAUUGGUAAAGGGGGUGGAAAUACAAAAUUUAAAUGUAUGUAUUGUAAAAAUGUGUAUACUGGGUCUUACUCAAGAUUGAGGAAUCAUUUGUUGAAAAAUUCUGGUUUGGGAAUUGCCAUAUGCCAUAAAGCUACUGUUGCCAAUGUACUUGAGAUGUCAAAAAUGGAAGAACAAGCUUCUAGGAAAAGAGAUGCAGUUAAAAUUAAAGAUAUACCUUUGCCUCGCUCAGUUUGUGAUAGUGUUGGGUCUUUUUCUGUAACAAUGACUGAAGUAGAGCCCUCAUCAUUUAAGUUAGAAGGUUAUGAUCCUUUGAAAAAGAGGAAGAUUGUUGAUGGUCCUCUAGGAAAAGCUUUCAAUGCACAAGCUCGUGAGAUAUUAGAUGGUGAGAUUGCAAGGAUGUUCUACUCAGCUGGGCUUCCUUUUAACCUCGCUAAAAAUCCACACUUUAUUAAGUCUUACAGUUUGGCUGCCAAUAGUAAUGUUGCAGGUUAUAACCCUCCAGGUUACAAUGCACUAAGAACCAAGUUAUUGAAAAAAGAGAGGUCACAUCUUCAAACUUUGCUUGAAGCUACUAAAAGCACAUGGAAGUCGAAGGGAGUAACCAUAGUAUGUGAUGGUUGGACAGACCCUCAAAGAAGGCCUCUAAUCAAUUUUAUGGCCAUAAAUGAAGGUGGACCAAUGUUUAUUCGCGCGGUAAACUGUCAAGGUGAGUAUAAAGAUAAAUUUUUUAUCGCUACUUUGAUCAAGGAUGUCAUAACAGAGGUUAGUGUCCCUAAUGUUGUCCAAGUUAUAACAGAUAACGCCCCCGUUUGUAAAGCUGCUGGAAUGUUAGUUGAACAAGCAUAUCCUAGUGUAUUUUGGACUCCUUGUGUUGUGCAUACACUUAAUCUUGCUUUAAAGAAUAUUUGUGCUGCAAAAAAUACCGAGUCAAAUGAAAUCACAUAUGCGGAAUGUCGUUGGAUAAGUGAGAUUGCUGUUAGUGCUGUUAUGAUUAGGAACUUCAUAAUGAAUCAUUCCAUGAGACUUGCCAUGUUCACUGAGUUUUCUAAACUUAAAUUGCUUGUGGUUGCUGAAACUCGAUUUGCCUCGAUGAUUAUUAUGUUGAGAAGGUUUAGAGAUGUGAAAUGUCAAUUGCAAUCGAUGGUGAUAAGUGAACAAUGGUCUAUGUGUCGUGAGGAUAACAUUGAGAAAGCUAGAAUUGAGAAAGAAAAAUUGUUAGAUGAUGGCUGGUGGGAUUCAGUAGAUUAUAUUCUUCGUUUUACUGAGCCGAUUUAUUCGAUGUUGAGAAUUUGUGAUACGGAUAAACCUUGUCUGCACUUGGUUUAUGGGAUGUGGGAUACCAUGAUAGUUAAAGUGAAACGAGUUAUCUUUGAGCAUGAGAUGAAGAGUGACUUAGAGGAAUCCAGCUUUUGGAAUGUUGUAUGCAACGUGUUAGAGGACAGGUGGAGUAAAAGCAACACUCAAUUACAUUGCUUGGCUCAUGCCUUGAAUCCAAGGUGCAUUACAGAGGAUUGGAUAAAAGAGCAUCCGUAUCUUCAAACACCAAAUCACGAUGCAGAUAUUGUUAAAAUGACAAAAAAUUGUAUCAAACGUCUUUUUCCUGAUGCAGAAACACGAACAGCAGUAACACUAGAGUUUGCUAAUUUUUUUGGAUGCUUUGAAGAGUUUGGUGAUGAAGAUUCUAUACGAGAUAGAUUGAAGUUGGAUCCACUGAAAUGGUGGGUAGCUUAUGGUAUAGGAGCCCCACAUCUUCGACCUCUUGCUGUGAGAUUACUUGGUCAAGUUUCUUCCUCAUCAUGCUGUGAAAGGAAUUUGAGUACUUAUUCAUUCAUCCACUCUACAAAAAGAAAUCGGAUUACUGUAGAACGUGCUGAUGAUUUGGUCUAUGUACAUAGCAAUCUCCGUUUGCUAUCAAGAAGAGCUCCACAAUAUAUGAAAGGUGAAUCUCAGAUGUGGGAUGUGGCAGGGGAUGCAUUUGAUGCCAUGGAUGAUAUUGGAAUUCUUGGAAUUGCUAAUCUAUCUCUUGAUGAACCUGAGUUGGAGUCUAUAUUAUUUUGUGAUGAUGGAGAAGGAGAAGGACCAAGUAAUUCUUAGAAGUGGAAUGUUAAUAUCCUUGAUGUAGCAGUGGACGAGGAGGAUGAGGACGUGAAGGAUGAGUUGUAGGGCGUGACGAAUGAUGUUUUUAACAUGUAUAGGAGAUUCUAAUUUUACUCUUUCAUAUUUGUCAGCCCUUGAUGUAACAAUGCAUAGGAGAUUCUAAUGUUACUCUUUCAUUUUGGGAGGUUAAACUCGUUUUUGACUAAUGGGAUAACAUAAGAACUUUUGUUUGAUUAAU
Salvia miltiorrhiza (redroot sage) is the source of this 3100-nucleotide messenger RNA. RefSeq lists its product as uncharacterized. NCBI's taxonomy places the organism in Eukaryota, Viridiplantae, Streptophyta, Magnoliopsida, Lamiales, Lamiaceae. The record is from RefSeq and is a predicted model, not a curated record. Gene Ontology annotation, molecular function: DNA binding; protein dimerization activity. Bases 655 to 2859 code for a protein of 734 amino acids. The transcript is spliced from 4 exons.